This is a messenger RNA of Chrysochloris asiatica (Cape golden mole), 576 nucleotides long. It is a transcript of the gene PTGDS, whose product is annotated as prostaglandin D2 synthase 21kDa (brain). The record is from RefSeq and is a predicted model, not a curated record. The transcript has 6 exons. The coding region runs from base 1 to 576 and encodes 191 amino acids. Lineage: Eukaryota; Metazoa; Chordata; Mammalia; Afrosoricida; Chrysochloridae. Gene Ontology annotation, molecular function: small molecule binding.
AUGGCAAGACGAUACCCACUGUGGAUGGGCUUGGUCCUGCUAGGGGUCUUUGGGGUCCUGCAGACGCCCACCCAAGCCAAGGUCUCUGUGCAGAACAACUUCCAACAGGUUGAGUUCCUGGGGGAGUGGUUCACCGUGGGACUUGCCUCCAACUGGACCUGGUUCCGGGAGAAGAAGGGACUGUCCAUGUGCAGAUCGAUUGUGGACUCCUCUGAGGACGGCAGCCUCAACCUCACCUUCACCUUUGCCAGGAAGGACAAGUGUAAGACCUGGAGUCUAGUACUGCAGCCGGAAGGGCCUUCAGGCCACUACACGUACCAGAACCCCCACUGGGGCAGCGCGCUGGAAUUCUCGGUGGUGGAGACAGACUAUGCCAACUACGCCCUGCUAUGCACCGAGGGCCUCAAGACGUCCGGGCAUUACGUCCGCAUUAUCAGCUUGUUCAGCCGGACCCAGACCCCCAGGACCGAGUUUAAGGAGAAGUUCAUUGCCUUAACCAAGAUCCUCCUCCCCUUCACAGAGGACUCCAUUGUCUUUCUGUCCCCCAGCGAUAAGUGCAUGGAGGAACACAACUAG